AUGGCUGGCGGUGACUCCUCGGAAGAUGCGCGACAACUCGCAGCCCUGGGACAUGCCCAGGAAUUGAAUCGAACAUUCUCCCCACUGGCUAUGCUCGGCUUAGCAUUCGCCAUUUUGAACUCAUGGACUGCUUUGGCGACAUCGUUAGGCCUAGCUUUGUCUAGUGGAGGUCCUACUUCUGUCCUUUGGGGACUCAUCACAGCAGGCAUUUGCAACCUAUGUCUUGCAGCAAGUCUAGCAGAGUUUCUCAGUGCCUACCCCUCGGCAGGAGGCCAGUAUCACUGGGCUGCUAUGCUCUGUCCCAACAGUCGCAUGAUCUCAUGGAUCACUGGAUGGAUCAAUGUCGGUGGUUGGAUGGCCCUUACCGCUACUGGUGGAUUGCUCGGAUCGCAACUUAUCCUGGGCAUCAUUUCGUUGAUGGACUCCUCCUACAAGCCUAAGAGUUGGCAGCAGUUCUUGAUCUACAUUGGAUACAACAUUUUUGCAUUCUUGUUGAAUGCUUUCGCCAACCGUAUCAUCCCUCACAUUGACAGAGGUGCUAUUAUCUGGUCCAUUACUGGAUUCGUUGUUGUGUCCAUCACCGUCCUAGCAUGCGCUUCCCCACACUACAGUUCUGCCGACUUUGUCUUUGGCGACUUCAUCAACACAACAGGCUGGCCUGAUGGCCUUGCAUGGUUGUUGGGCUUGCUCCAGGGUGGAUUUGGUCUUACUGGCUUUGACGCUGUCGCACACAUGAUCGAAGAAAUCCCCAACCCGAGAAAGACUGGUCCUUUUGUCAUGAUCACCUGCGUCGCCAUUGGUACUUUCACUGGAUUCAUCUUCUUGGUGUGUCUUCUUUUCGUCGCUGGAGACAUCAACCAAGUCAUCGAUUCCGGCGCUGGACCUCUCCUUCAGAUUUUAUAUAAUGCUACGAACUCGCAUGCCGGAGCUAUCUGCCUGCUCAUGUUCCCUUUGGUCUGCACUGUCUUUGCAACCAUCGCCAUCAUGACCACCAGCUCUCGUAUGGCCUGGGCCUUUGCCAGAGACAGAGGACUUCCAUUCUCCAAGUUCUUCAGCAAGGUCCAGCCAGGACUCGAUGUGCCAGUCAAUGCACUCGCUCUUACCUUGGGCCUGGUCAUUAUUUUUGGAUGCAUCUUCCUUGGUAGCUCCAGCGCAUUCAACGCCAUCACCAGUGCCUCGGUCGUCGCUCUCAGUAUCACCUACGCCAUCCCCAUUGCCCUCAACGUUCUCCAAGGACGCAAAGGACUCCCCGCUGACCGUCCUUUCAUCCUGCCUAAUUGGUUUGGCUGGUUCGCCAACCUGCUUGGUAUUGCCUACGUCACCCUCACCUCGGUGUUGUUCCUUUUCCCUCCCGAGCUGCCCGUCGAUGCCAACAACAUGAACUACUGUGUAGUGGCAUUUGGAAUCUGGCUGUUUAUCUCGCUGUUGACGUACAUCUUUGACGGCAGAAAGAAUUACACUGGCCCCAAGGUGGAUAUUGUUGAUGAGAAUGUGCUUACAGCUUCUCCAUCGCCUGAAAUGACGAGGACGAACAACGAGAUGGAUUAUUCGGAAAAGGGCAAGGAGUCGGGAUUUUAG
This is a messenger RNA of Aureobasidium melanogenum CBS 110374, 1578 nucleotides long. RefSeq names its product amino acid transporter. The coding region runs from base 1 to 1578 and encodes 525 amino acids. The transcript has 2 exons. Gene Ontology annotation, molecular function: transmembrane transporter activity. Lineage: Eukaryota; Fungi; Ascomycota; Dothideomycetes; Dothideales; Saccotheciaceae. Gene Ontology annotation, cellular component: membrane. Gene Ontology annotation, biological process: amino acid transport; transmembrane transport. The record is from RefSeq and is a predicted model, not a curated record.